Molecule: messenger RNA, 1598 nt
Organism: Xiphophorus couchianus (Monterrey platyfish)
Lineage: Eukaryota; Metazoa; Chordata; Actinopteri; Cyprinodontiformes; Poeciliidae
Gene: olfml3b
Product: olfactomedin-like 3b
Exons: 3
Coding region: 34-1335 (433 amino acids)
Biological process (GO): signal transduction
Source: RefSeq, a predicted model, not a curated record
GUAAGGAGUAUUGUCCAGUGCCUCCACCACCAUAUGGCUGUGGCUCCUCCCAGACGGCUAAGUAAAACAUUCCAGCCCACCUCUGGGAGUCUGCUGCUUCCCUCACACUCUCUGACAUCCAGUCAGGUUUUUACUGUAGCCCAAAGGUUCCUGAGCUGCGACAAAAUGAGAGGAUUCGUGCUGUUGCUUGCUUUGGUUUACUCUGCUACUGCUCAGCACCAAGCUCUUAUUGACUACUUGGAACGGAGGCUCCUUGCGAUUGAGGACAGAAUCUCUCUGUGGCAAGAGCAGACCACACGCUAUGCCUCCGAGCUGCGGGAGCUGAAGCAGCAGAUGGUUUCUCAGCUGGAGAGUCUUGACAAAGAGAAAGAAACCCUCAGGAUGACUCUGGACGGAGUGGGGACGAGGGUGGACCGGGUCGAACGGGAACUGGACUACCUGGAGACGCAGAACGGGGCUCAGCCGUGCGUGGACGUGGACGACAAGCUGAUAGAGCAGCAGGUGACUCUGGUUAAGGAGAAGCAGAAGGCCAAAUACUUCAAACUCACAGACUGCAGUGAUAUGAUCUCCAGCAUUAAAGCCAUGAAGAUCCUGAAGAGGGUCGGAGGGCCAAAGGGGAUGUGGACCAAAGACGCAGGCGGAGCCUCUGGGAAGGUUUACAUCUUCAAUGGGACAGCUGAGGACACCAUCAACGAGUUUUCCACGGUUCAAGACUUCACUCGCUCAGCUGGCUUUUCUCUGUCCACCGACCUGAAGAUUCCCUCGUCCUGGAAGGGAACCGGACAUGUGGUCUACAACGACCACGUGUAUUACGUGAAUCAGGAAGAGGAGAUAAAGGUGGUCAAAUUCGACACAAAAAAUAAGUCUAUUACAGACAGUGUGGUCUUUCCAGUGCAGGAUCAUGUUCCUGUGUACGGCCUGAACCCUGAGACGGUGAUGGACCUGGCCGUGGACGAGGAGGGCCUGUGGGCCAUCUUCGCCACGAGGCAAAAUGAGAGGCACAUCUCUAUGGCUAAGAUGGACAGCAACUCCCUGGACGUCGAGCAGAUGUGGGACACGAACUGCCCAAGAGAGAACGCAGAGACGGCCUUCAUCAUCUGCGGCACCCUGUAUGUGGUGUAUAACACCAAGCAGGUUGGCCGCUCGCGAGUGCAGUGUGUGUUUGACGUGAAUGACCUGGUGACUAACGAGGAGGCGCCUCUGGUUUACUUUCCGAAGCGCUACGGCUUUCAUGCCAGCCUGAAGUACAAUCCUCAGGAGCAGCUGCUCUACGCCUGGGAUGAUGGCUACCAAAUCCUCUACAAGCUUUCCAUGAAGAAGAAGUUAGAAAUCUGAGCCGAAUGAAGUAACCCAGUACUUUAAAAAAGGGUUUAUGCAAGUCAUACCUGGCCAAAGAUUGUUUAUUAUUUCAAAUAUUUGCAGUGUCUGUUUGCAUUUUUAGGUUAUCUGAAGUGAAUUUUGUAAUCUAUAAGAUUCAGCAUAUUAUUGUCAUUAAUGUUACUUGAUGAACCGUUUUCAGGCUCUGACAAAUCUUUGACUGAGAUGCAGUACACAACUCAAGCUUUGUUGAGCUUUCACAAUAAACACCUCCCACAUUA